This is a messenger RNA of Gossypium raimondii (Peruvian cotton), 746 nucleotides long. Its product is annotated as probable peroxygenase 3. Gene Ontology annotation, molecular function: calcium ion binding; monooxygenase activity. Lineage: Eukaryota; Viridiplantae; Streptophyta; Magnoliopsida; Malvales; Malvaceae. The record is from RefSeq and is a predicted model, not a curated record. The transcript has 7 exons. Bases 1 to 720 code for a protein of 239 amino acids.
AUGUGUCUUACCAUUAAAGAUGAAUCGUUGGCAACCGUAGCAUCCAAAGCGCCAGUAACUAGUGAAAGGAAGAUUCUAGAUAACUUGGACGAAAAAUUACCAAAGCCCUAUUUGGCGAGAGCACUGGUAGCACCUGACGUGGAACAUCCAAAAGGAACGGAAGGACGUGUGAACAAUGGAAUGAGUGUACUUCAACAACAUGUAGCCUUUUUUGAUCGAGAUAACGAUGGAAUUAUUUAUCCCUGGGACACUUAUAACGGUUUGCGAGAUAUUGGUUUCGGUCCAGUAUCCUCUUUUAUUUUAGGAGUUCUAAUCAAUGGAACAAUGAGUUAUCCUACUCUGCCUGGGUGGAUACCAAAUAUUUUAUUACCCAUAUACAUAGACAGAAUACAUAAAGCGAAGCAUGGGAGUGAUUCAGCAACAUUUGACACUGAAGGAAGGUUUAUGCCAGUGAACCUGGAGAACGUGUUCACCAAGUAUGCUCGCACAGAGCCCGGCAAGUUAACAUUCUUCGAGGUGUUGCGAUUGACUGAGGAAAAUCGGGUGCCUUUUGACUUCUUGGGAUGGAUUUUGGCCAAGGCGGAAUGGUUGGUUUUGUAUUCGCUUGCCAGGGAUGACGACGGGUUUCUAUCUAAAGAAGCAGCUAGAACGUGUUGUGAAGGGAGCUUGUUUGAGCAGUAUGCCAAAAUGAACAAGGGUGAUAACAAAAAGCGAAAAUGAAAUAAGGCAUAAUGACUUUUUUGACC